Pygocentrus nattereri (red-bellied piranha) is the source of this 2834-nucleotide messenger RNA. Its product is annotated as von Willebrand factor A domain-containing protein 5A-like. The record is from RefSeq and is a predicted model, not a curated record. Bases 304 to 2667 code for a protein of 787 amino acids. NCBI's taxonomy places the organism in Eukaryota, Metazoa, Chordata, Actinopteri, Characiformes, Serrasalmidae. The transcript has 22 exons.
UAAAACCCUUGAAAAUCAGACAGCCUAUAUAUUGAGCGUACUGUGAUUGCAUGUCUUCAUUGUUUUUUUCUUCUCUGAUUCCCGACUGAGUGCUGCGCGCCGCCCCUGCUGACUCUCACUGUACUUCGCUCAUCUUCCUCAUUUGGGCUCCUCUCAGUAUAUAAGCUGCUGAAUCGCUGUGCCGGGAACGAUUAGACAUACGAAGCUGAAUCAGACCUCACACAGCUCUAAUUCAGCUCCACUGCUGCGGUCAAAAGCAGAAAAUCAGGUCACUCCCACGUUGUGGUUCUGCAGCUGAACAAGAUGGUGAACUGCGGCUUAUUGACCCACAAGAACGAACCAGUUCCUCUGAAGAGCAUAGUGGUGGACCUGCAGGUUAAGGGGCAUGUAGCUACAGUGAGCUCCACUCUGCAGUAUGUAAAUGAAGAAGAGCGCCCCCUGGAGGCCGUGUUUGUGUUCCCCAUGCCUGCAGAAGCUGCUCUCUGCCACUUCAGUGCCAAGAUUGCAGACAAGGAGAUAGUGGCGAAGGUGCAGGAGAAAGAGAAGGCGCGGGAGGAGUAUGAUGAUGCGAUUGCUUCAGGAGAUCAGGCCUUUCUGCUGGAGGAGAGUGACGAGAGUGCGGAUGUGUUCAGGCUGAGUGUGGGGAGUCUGCCUCCAGCCCAGAGCGCUGCUGUCACCUUCGUCUACGUCACUGAGCUCUCUGUGCAGGCUGACCAUGCCCUGCGCUUCUGCCUGCCUGCAGUGCUGAACCCCCGUUACACACCACCAGGUACAGGUGGUGGUAUAGUGUCAGAAAUAACAUCAUCAUCAGCAGGUGUUCCCUACUCUCUUUCUCUCACUGUCCAUGUGAGCUCUCCCAACCCCAUCACUAAAGUAGAGUCCAAAUGUCCUCUUGAGCCUCUGAUGUUGCUCACGGCAGACCACACAAACGCAAAGGUGAGUCUGUCUGCAGGUCAUAUGUUUGACAGAGAUGUCGAGCUGUUCCUAUAUUAUCAGAACGCCCACCAGCCCACUGCUAUAGUGGAGGCAGGAGAGCCCACAGCACAGCCAGGAACACUCAUGGGAGACCCUGUGGUCAUGCUAAGUUUGUACCCAGAGUUCCCUUCAGCGCUGAUGUCAUCUGUAACAUCUUGUGGGGAGUUUGUGUUCAUAAUGGACAGAUCUGGCAGUAUGGGCUGUCCAAUGCAUAAUGGAUCAGGUGCACAGACGCGCAUUGAGAGUGCCAGGGACACUCUGCUCCUCCUGUUGAAGAGUCUCCCUCUGGGCUGCUACUUCAAUAUCUACGGCUUUGGUUCACAUUAUGAAUCUUUCUUUCCGAAGAGUGUUGAAUACACUCAGGAGACAAUGGACCAGGCUGUGAAAAGAGUAAAGGAGAUGCAAUCAGACAUGGGUGGCACUGAGAUUCUGCAGCCUUUGAAACAUAUCUACAGUCAGCAGUGCAUCCCUAAGCAGCCAAGACAGGUGUUCAUGUUCACUGAUGGAGAGGUGUGGAACACCAAAGAAGUUCUUUCCCUUGUGAGAACCAACGCUGAAUCUCACAGGUGCUUCUCGUUUGGGAUUGGUGAAGGUGCGAGCACCGCCCUCAUCACAGGAAUGGCUCAGGAGGGAUGUGGCCACGCCCAGUUUAUCACAGGCACUGACCGCAUGCAGCCCAAAGUAAUGCAGUCUCUCCGCUAUGCUCUACAGCCAGCUGUGGUUGAUAUUAGUGAAGAGUGGGCAGUCCCAGUGGGCAUGUCCACCACAUGCCUUAGCCCACCCAUUAACACAAUCUUCCAGGGUCAAAGGGCACUGAUUUAUGCUCAGCUGAAAGGAGAGAGUCAGAGCUCAGACUCUGAGGGGAGAGUAACAGUGAAGUACCGUCUAGCAGGUCAAGAAGUCACCAACACACUCAGCUACUCCCUCAAGCCUGCUGAGAAUACAGGACUGUCCAUCCACAGAUUGGCCGCCCGCUCUCUGAUCCGCUCUCUGGAACGGGAUGAGCAGAUUGAGGGAGCUGACAAAAAGGCUUUAAGGGCCAGAGUGGUGGAGCUCAGUGUGCAGGCUGGGGUGAGCAGCUCACACACAGCCUUCAUCGCCAUUCAUAAGGGCAGUGGAGAGGCUGUGAAAGGACCACUGCUGAGGAGGAGAGUGCCUACAAGAGGGAUGUGUCUUAUGAAGAAAGCAAAAAGAAGUAUGCCCAUGAGUGGCUCAGCUUUGAGAAGCCGUGUUAAAGAACGGAUGUGCUCGAGUGCAUUUGGUGCUGCACCAAAAAUGGGUCCUGUUCCACAACGGAUGUGCUUGAGUGCAUGUCGUGCUGCACCAAAAAUGGAAAGGAACUCUGUAUGCCCUGUGGAGGCUGUUAAAGACCCCCUGCUGCAGCUCAUCUCCCUCCAGAAGGCUUCAGGAUGCUGGGAAAUGGACAAUGCGCUGGCAGAGGUGUUUGGGAAGACAAAGAAAGAGGUGGUCAAGCAGACCCCCACACAGGUGGAUAAGGGGGUCUGGGCUACAGUUCUGGCUCUGAUCUGGUUUCAUGGGUUUAAGAUGGACGCUCAGGUUGAGUGGCAGUUUGUGGCUAUGAAGGCUGUGACAUGGAUCCGCAACCAGAAAGUGGUCAGUCUUUCUGAGAGUGUUCGUGCGGGUAAUAAUCUGCUGGGCUGCCAGGUUAAAGAAGAGGACCUUGGACUCUGAAGUCUUCAUACAUUCUUUCUCUAAAGCUACUGUGCCUAACGCAGACUUCAGAAAUUCUUACAGCCUAUAACUCAUUUACUAUGAGAAUGUUUACGCUACCAAUGGUGUUUACUUUGUUUUUGCAAAAUUUCACAUUUCAGAUGUGAAUAAAGUUUUUCUUAACUUUG